AUGGGCAGGAAAAAAGAUUCUGUAGUGCAACGCAAAUCAGUUCUGUUGCAACUUAAAACUGUGUUAAAUGUUAUCGAUAACUCCGGUGUCCUUGCCGAGUGUAUUCGUGUGACAUAUUCGAGACCGGAUGGAAGAUAUAUCAGAUUUGAUAACAAUGCUUGCAUACUGUUGAAUAAUAAGUUGGAAUCUUUGGAUACUAGAAUACUCGGUGUGAUAGGGACAGAGUUGAGAGGGAAGAAGUGGGGAAAGGUCGUUAGUUUGGCUUCAAGUGUCAUUUGA
Acaulospora morrowiae is the source of this 279-nucleotide messenger RNA. The record is from the annotation of a GenBank genome assembly. Lineage: Eukaryota; Fungi; Glomeromycota; Glomeromycetes; Diversisporales; Acaulosporaceae.